AUGAUGAAUUCAUCACAAACUCUCCAAUUAUCAUCAUCACCUCCACUACCACCAUCUGCCAGUACAAAACCACCAUUAUCUUCCAGGUCAACAUGGACCACACAAAUCAUCUCUUCUCACAAUCAUCAUCAUGUUGUUGAAUCAUUAUCACAACAACACUCAGAACAACCACCACUGAAUGAAUUAACAAGAAGAACCAUUCAAACAACAACAACUCCUCCUCCUCCCAUCAAGCCAUCUACCUCUUCCAUUCCAAUUUCUUCUCACUCUCCUUCCUCCACGCUCACUACCAGUUCGUGUGAGAUGCUUGUUGUGACUACUACUACUACUACUGUGAAUGGUCGUCCAAGUCAUGAUUAUUGUACUCCUCAUUCAAAAUGUACCAACAACCAUCAUGAUGUGACAUUAUCGAGGAAGAGUUGUCAUAAAGACGACAACCAUGAUCAUCAUCACUGUGAGGAAGAGUUGACAACCUUCGAAUGCCACAAAGAAAAAGACUUUUUUGAGAAUGAUUGGAAUCAUCCUGUGUUGACCACAACAGCAACAACAAAUGCAAUCUCGGAAUUUCAGACAAGUGCCACAAGUCACUCUUCCACAUGUUCUUGUCCUCGGAGUGGUCCACCAGGUGUGAGUGCUGAUACGAAUGGUACGAAUGGUACGGAUUCACCAUUACCCUCCUCAACCACAGCAACCACAGCAACCACCACCACACCCGAUACGAUGCACGACACUCCCAACAACCAAACUCAAGUGGAAGAGACUUCUCCUCAUCCUCUUCAUUGGAGUCAUGCUCUGAUCGAUUCUCCAACUUGUACUACUCCUCCAAGCAGCCAUCAUCAUCACCAUUUCACAACAACAACCAUCACCACCACCACCACCACUGGUAGUAGUAGUAGUGACUCACUCGGUGGUGGUGGUGCCCAAAGUGUUGCCAUUCUGAACUCAUCUGAUCCAACUCUUGUCUAUGCCAAUUAUAUGAAAGGCACAGAUUCCAAAUCCUUACUCUUGCAAUAUUGUGUUCUAGGAAUGGAACAGGAAUUUAAGGAUUUACUUGGUAGAGAAAUUGAGAAUUUAUCUUGUUCUUUAUCAUCCUCCUCAUCUUCAUCAUCCUUAUCUUCACUUCAAACAGUGAAUCAUCAUCAUUAUUCGAUCAGUACGGAUAUUAAUACGACUACUACCACUACGACAAGUGAUACUACUACUACUACUACCAAUCCACAUGUGGAUGAUCAAGAACAACCACAACAAGAACAACCACAAGAACCAAUGGAUACAACAAGAACAACAACCACACAUGAAACCCUUCAUUAUGAAUCAUCACCUUCAUCACCAUCACAACUCAUUCUCGCUCAAUCCAAACUAUUAACCUCUACAUUCAUUUAUUCAGAUCAUGACAAGUGUUCUCUCUUUCACUUGGCAAGUAAAUUCAAUCAAGUGCAUUUAUUAGAGUUCAUGUAUGACAUGGUUCCAUCUCUCAUUUUCAUGAAAGAUUCAAAACAAGCUCAUCCUCUCUUUUAUGCAGUUUCUAAUAAUGCCAAAGAAAGUGUUGCAUUUUUAUGUAAUGCAGCAAGUGUGACCAUGAAUGGUAACAAUCAAUUAUUACCAGUUUCAAAAUUUGUAAAUGAAUUAGACAUGUAUGGAGGGUGUUGUCUAUAUUUGGCAUUACAGAAAUCAUUCUUUGAAUUGGCUGAUUUAUUGUUACUGUUUGGAGCGAAUAUUGAUAUUAGUUUCAAGACAGGUGAGACCAUGUUGCAUAGAGCCAUCACAGAGAGAAGAUUGGAUAUUGUGGAAUAUUUGUGUAAGAAGGGAGCAAAUUUAUUGAAACAAAAUCAAAAUAAUGAAAAUCCACUCUUCAAUGUAUUUGUACAUCAAAAGAAAAAACUUUCAGACCUUAAUGAAAAAACAGUGAAUGGAUUCUUCACAACGAAUAAUGCCAACUUUUGUAAGAAUGGAGCUCAAUUUUUACAAAAUCUCCUAAAAAGUGAUUGUUUCUCUUCUGAAGUGAUUAUGAAAGGUUUAAAACAAAAGAAUUCACAUGGACGUACCAUGUUCCAAGAAUGUAUUGUGAAAGGAGAUUUACCAAGUUUUAAAGUAUUAUUAGCUUAUUUAACUACACGACAAAGCUCUGAAACACUUUCAUGGUUUGUAAAUGAUGUUGAAAAUCAAAAGAAUAGAACUGCACUUCACUUGUCAGUGGUUUACAAACAAUUUCACAUGUUCAAAAUGUUGGUAGAAUCCAUUCCUGGAAUUGCCAAGUUAGAUGCUACGGAUAGUGAUGGUAAAACAGCAUUAGAUAUUGCCAAAGAUACAAAUCAGGACAAUGUGGUGGAAUUGUUUAAUGAAAUGGCAGAAUUGCAAAAACCAAAAAAGAAGAAGGGAUUUGGACUUAAAUCUCUUUUUAGUAGAAACAAAUCAAAAAACAAAUAA
Molecule: messenger RNA, 2427 nt
Organism: Naegleria fowleri
Lineage: Eukaryota; Heterolobosea; Eutetramitea; Acrasida; Naegleriidae
Exons: 2
Coding region: 1-2427 (808 amino acids)
Molecular function (GO): protein binding
Source: RefSeq, a predicted model, not a curated record